UUAAUAUAUAACCGCACACGGAAUUUUAGAGCCAUUUCUAUAGGAGAGCGGACGAGGACUCUUGUCAACCUGCACCUCAACCGAUAUUUAGCCGAGUCCCACUUAACCGGCGCCCGCUCUUUCGGCGACCGUUUCGUCAACCCUCGGCCGCUGCGCCGGGACCGGCUCCUGGGGGAUGUGUUUCUAACAGGUAAACGCCCCCCCUUUACAUCUCUAGUUAGCCUUGGCGCGUAGCACCUCAACGUGAUUCGCCGUUCCCUUCUGUAGGCAGUAUUAUAAAGGGUAGCUCUGCCGUUACCCGCCUAGUUAGACUCUUCAAAUCUUCUUCACAGACCUCCUUCGAAACGGCCAAAAUAUUAGAUUCAGACAAUCACUCUUUACAGAAGCUUGAUCCCCUGAAUCUAUUUCAAGCUAAUAGAAGAAAGAGUGAAAUCAAACGAGAAUUCCUCUUUGGCAAGACAAAUUCUUGAACAAUGUCUUGAUCCUGACGUCGACUUUGAUGAGCCAGAAGCAAAGAACACCAAGCGCCGUCGAGACCAAAUCUGGAACUCUUAGUUAGAGUAAGCAUUUGAUAAUAUACGAUAUGUAUUAUGCUACCAAUGGAAAAGCUUUGCCAACGACUGUGGAUUUGACGGGCGCGAAAAUUGGAUUGACCUACACAGCGGUUGCUCCCGAAUCUAGGCAUUGCCAAACAUGUAUCCAGUUUUCCAGGGGUCUUUUUUUUGUUUGAACAGCCUUGAGUCCUUAUGUAAGCUUGGAACAUAAAUGCGGCAAGGCUCUCUAUUACUACGCUAUUGAGUAGUUAACGCUUAACCAUACUACAUCCAGCAUCACACCCGAAAUUAACACCUGCAGCCACAGCGCACACGCGAUGGAGACCUUUCCCCUCUUUUCAAGGUUGCCGACAGAGCUAAGGCUUGCGAUUUGGUCACAGGCUAUCCAUCCCAUCAGCCUCUUGCUUAUCUCCGUGCGAAACGACCCUGAGGUGCAGAGCCUGGAUAAGCUAUGUCUGGAACAGCCUAGUCGCCUGACGACGGAACAUGAGGUGGACAACCCUGAGUUGGACUCGGAGCAGUCUUCCGAGGAAAGCUUGGAAAUCGAGGACAACAGCACUCUCCUAUACCGCCCCAUCAUCAACCCACCCCUACAAGCCUGCCGCGAAUCAUUUGCUCUGAUGCCAACGUUGGGUGAAUGGAACACCCUCGGCGAUACCUUGCCUGUUUGGUUUGUUCCCGAGCUGGACGUGGUCCGUGGAACACAUGGCGCUACACGCCAGAUUUGGAGAUACCCUUUGGGGAAGAUUAUGGAGAAUCUAGUGGUCUUUGUGGAAGAUGCUGAAGACUUUUUCUUUGGUCGGGAGUUCGGUGAAGGCAUGAUGUUUAACAUGAUAACAGACUUGUUCUCAUGCCUAAAAUCAGUCAUCAUUGAGUCCAAAGAUUCGAGGCAGCUCGAGCAAGGCAAGAUACCAGAGUACUGGCUAGAAGAUUAUGUGGACAAUCUGGUGGAAUACUUUUGGCCAGAGGAUGAUGACCGGACGUUUGUAAUUGACAUCCAAUUGAUCAACUACGCUCAUCCCAAAGAGGAAUGGAUGACGCGGGCAAAUUGCUUGCGCGUGUGGCACAAUUGGGAAAAGAAGCGAGUGCACUUUUGGAGGCUCUACUGGGGGACCACUGAUGAUGUUUGCGAAGAAGCCGAGUACGACCCGAAGAAUAUUAACCAUGCAAUACUCGAGUCAGACGACGAGUUGGAUGACCCGGGAUUGUGGCUUCGAAAGCGGCGGCCCUUUGAUAACUUUUAGAAGGCGUGUCUGGUUUGUUGUGAAGACGCCCCCCCCCUU
Molecule: messenger RNA, 1837 nt
Organism: [Torrubiella] hemipterigena
Lineage: Eukaryota; Fungi; Ascomycota; Sordariomycetes; Hypocreales; Clavicipitaceae
Source: the annotation of a GenBank genome assembly